AUGGCGAAUCAGAUUCUUGAGAUCAACCUGAUAUCCGCCCAGGGUUUGAAGGCGCCGCCCUCUAACUUACGCAAGAUGCAAACCUACGCCCUAACCUGGGUCAACCCGGCCGCCAAGCUCCGCACCCGAGUCGACUCGCUCGGCGGCGAAAACCCUACCUGGAACGACAAGUUCCUCUUCCGCGUCUCCGACGAAUUCGUCUCGGGCGACACCUCCGCCGUCUCCGUCGAGAUCUUCGCCGUCGGCUACAUCAAGGAUUUCCUCAUCGGCACCGUGCGAUUCCUCAUCGGCACGUGCCUGGCCGCGCCGCGCGCCCGCGAUCCGGAGAGCCCGACCGGAACCCCGGCCUUCACCGCCGUGCAGAUCCGCCGCCCCUCCGGCAGAUUCCUCGGCGUCCUCAACAUCGCCGCCGCGGUCUACUGCUCCUCCGAUUAUCCGAUCCUGGAGAAGGUCCCCGCCGUCAGCUUCCGGGAAUUGAUGGAGAGGAAGGCGCGGGAGUCGCGCAGGCAGCGGCGCCUGAGCCUGAGCCUGAGCCUCAGCCGCAGCGAUUCGAGGCGGAGCCACCAGUCCUCCGGCGGGGACUCGUGCGAUCUGUCCGACGCCGACGCCGACGCCGACUCCACGACGUCGUCGUCCUCGUCGGCCGCCUCCACGGCGUUGAAGGACUGGAACUGCGUCCGAGAAUUGGCGGGAAAGAUGAAGGGGGCGAAAUCCAACGGCGGGGGAUUGCUCUGCGGCCUGAUGGUGGCGAGGAAGAUCCCAUCCUGUCCGUCCAAUCAGAAUCUUGACACGUGGCCGGAUAAUUCCGAAGGGAGCCGCUGA
This is a messenger RNA of Salvia miltiorrhiza (redroot sage), 822 nucleotides long. RefSeq lists its product as uncharacterized. Gene Ontology annotation, biological process: defense response. The coding region runs from base 1 to 822 and encodes 273 amino acids. NCBI's taxonomy places the organism in Eukaryota, Viridiplantae, Streptophyta, Magnoliopsida, Lamiales, Lamiaceae. The record is from RefSeq and is a predicted model, not a curated record. The transcript has a single exon.